This is a messenger RNA of Panicum virgatum (switchgrass), 1220 nucleotides long. RefSeq lists its product as uncharacterized. The transcript is spliced from 3 exons. Bases 225 to 887 code for a protein of 220 amino acids. The record is from RefSeq and is a predicted model, not a curated record. Lineage: Eukaryota; Viridiplantae; Streptophyta; Magnoliopsida; Poales; Poaceae.
AUGCGCUCGUGACCACCUCUGCUUUACGCGGCCUUGUCCUUUCCGCCCGCCACCUUAUAAUCGCUCGACGCCCUUGGCCUCGCCUCCGCACUGCACGUAGCCGGCCGGCAUCACACCGCACACACAGUACUCCUCUUCCUCUCACCAGCACGCCACCUUUGGCUUGCUUCGCCUGCACAGCUAGCUAGGGCCUAGGGGAGGGAGGGGGGAGCUGGUGGUGGCAGAUGGCGAGCAGCGCGGGGGACCGCUUCCUCAGGCAGCUGAGCGCCAGCAACGGCGGCGGCUACGACGGCGGCUGCGGGCUGCAGCAGGAGUACGGCGGCGGCGGGAGGAGGGGCUCGCGGCGGUGGUCCAAGAAGCGGGCCGCCGCGGCGAGGGGCUACGGCGUCAAGCAGGGGGAGGCCUCCGCGGCGAGGAAGCGGGUGAUGGUGGUGGUGGACGAGAGCUCCGGCGCCAAGCACGCCAUGAUGUGGGCGCUCACCCACGUCGCCAGCAAGGGGGACUUCCUCACGCUGCUCCACGUCCUGCCGCACUCCGGCAGCGGCAGGGGCGAGGAGGCCUCCUCCCUCGCCAACUCGCUCGGCACGCUCUGCAAGGCCAGCAGGCCCGAGGUGGAGGUUGAAGCGCUUGUGAUCCAAGGGCCCAAGCUGGCCACCGUGCUCAGCCAGGUGAAGAAGCUGGGGGCCUCCGUGCUGGUGCUCAGCCAGAGCAAGCCAUCUCCCUACUGCUGGCUAGGCUGCCUCCUGCGGAACAGCAGCGCUGAGUUUGUGGAGCAGUGCAUCAACCAGGCGGAGUGCCUGACGCUGGCGGUGAGGAAGCAGAGCAAGGGCGUCGGUGGGUACCUCAUCAGUACCCGGUGGCAGAAGAACUUCUGGCUCCUGGCCUGAAAACCUUGUCAUUAUAGCCUAGUCACUACUACAUGAAUCACAUUUUUACUCCCCGUAUAUCUGCUGUCAUUGCGUUUAACCAAGUCCGUCACAAAAAUGCCUUUGCCCCUGCCUUGUCGGUGUAUCUGUGUGGAUCGUUCUGCUGUUUCUGUUGUAAAGCCAAAAGAGCCUUAGAUAUGACCCUACCCCCAACAAACCUGUGUCUCCACUGUGGGGUUCGUAAUCUGUAAUGUACUCUCGUGUAAUGCUGCGUAAAUGACCAACCCUCCUGUUGUAAUACUAUAUGUCCUGUCUGCUGAGAUUAUCGAAGUUUCCAAGUUUGUUGUUUGCUGC